GGAGGGCCGACCGCAGUGCACAUCUGGUUUGUUUACAUACAUCAACUGUUCGUGUUCCAGCACGGGCGAAAGCUGGGCUGCAUUUUCUACGCCGUUGCACUUACGCAGGCUAAGUGUGUCAGUAUUAUUCCCACGCAAAAAAAGAAACAAAAAAAAAACAACAAGGAACGACUGUUUUGUACGGGUACUAUAGUGUUUAGUGUUUUGGUGCUGUGUUGUUCAAUGCUUAUCAUCCGCACGUGCAUCGGUACCAUCGCAACGGUAGUAAGGUUGCACACUGCACCAAGCAAACCAGCGAAGAGAAGGUGCAUCUGCAGCAGCACUGCACCAGCAUCAUUUGCAUUCCGGUGAAAGUGGCCAAGGGGGUUGUGUGCAUGCAAGCAGGAGCAGCAACACGCUCACCAACAUUCCAGCGAGAUCGGUCCCAGUAGUCGUAGUAAAGUAAAGUAAAGUAAUCGCCGUGUAGGAGCGCCCUUUUUCGGCCCACCUCUCUCCUUUCCUUCCCUUUCUCUACCUACUGCUGCGAGCCCAACAACAUCAACAAACUAAACGGUGGUCGUCUUAAGGGUUAGCCGAACCCCCUUAAUGCGCUUCUCGCUGCGUCCGUUCUCGAAUACUGGCGUAAUGCUCGACUUCAGCUUUACGCUGUUCGUGUCGGUGCUGCUCGGGCUGGGCCUGAUGUGGCUCGCCGGGCGGUACUUCCUGAAGGAGGACGUCGUGUACAUACCGGAUAACUGCCGCCGCCACGCCUGGAAGUCGGUGAAGCUGCUGGCGCGCAGCUGCGUCUGUUCCGUGUGCGAUACGUCCAUGUCCUCGAACGGGCAUUUCUGCGAGAGCUGCGGCGUCUGCUCGGACAACGGGUGCGUGCGCAAGGCGGACGAGAAGUUCCCCUGCAAGCAGCUGCGGAUUCGUACGCGAGCGGACGACGGCUCCACCUGUCGGCACCUGUGGGUGAAGGGCAAUCUGCCGCUCGGGUCGGAGUGCUGCGUGUGCCGGGAGGAUAUCGAUCAGACCUCGGAGCUGGGGCUGUUCGGGCAGCGGUGUGCCUGGUGCCAACGGAUGGCACACGAUAAGUGCUUCAGCGAGGUGUCCUCGACACUGUGCGAUUUUGGCCCGUUUAAGGAGAUGAUCUUUCCACCGAAAUGCAUACUGGCGUCGCGCAGUAAGGUCGCCCAGAAGGUGCAUCUGACCGGGAUUAUACCGCCUGAAUGGAAGGCGAAUUGGCGACCACUGAUCGUGGUUGCAAACUCCAAAUCCGGCAGCAGCGGUGCCGACCAGGUCGUGGCCCUCAUGCGCGGCAUCCUUCAUCCGCUGCAGGUGUUCGAGCUCGGUCAGCACGGGCCGCACGAAGCCCUGCAGUGGGCCAUACACGCGGCGCCCACCCGCUGCCGCAUACUGGUUGCCGGCGGUGACGGCACAGUAGGCUGGGUGCUGAACACCAUCUUGCAGAUGAAGGUUGAGCCACAUCCGGAGGUGGCCAUACUGCCGCUCGGCACGGGCAACGAUCUGUCCCGCGUGCUCGGAUGGGGUGCCGAAGGGCCGGACGAAUUCGAUCCCAUCGAUUACCUGACGCGCAUUGCACAGGCGGAAACGGUACAACUGGAUCGCUGGCUGGCGGAAAUCAACACACACUCCAGCUUGGCAAGGUUUCACGUGCCCGGUUUCAGCCAGUCGCGCCACUUUUACAUGUACAACUAUUUGUCGGUCGGGGUGGACGCGCUGGUCACACUGAACUUCCACAAAGCCCGGGAAAGUUCGUUCUAUCUGUACAGUAGCCGGUUUGUGAACAAGCUACUGUACCUUUGCUUCGGCACGCAGCAAGUGGUGCAGCAGGACUGUGUGGAGCUGGAGAAGCACCUGGACCUGUACCUGGACGGUGUGCGCAUCGAUUUACCUUCCCUGCAGUCCGUCGUCGUUCUGAACAUCGAUUCUUGGGGUGCCGGCGUUAAGCUAUGGGAGAUGAGCAAAAACUCUCCCACGCACAGCAUAAUGAAGGAAAUUCACAGCAUUUCCGACGGCAUUUUGGAGGUGUUCGGUGUGGUUUCGUCCUUCCACAUAGCUCAGCUGCAGGUGGGCCUCAGCAAGCCGGUCCGCCUCGGGCAGGCAAAAAGUGUGCGCAUCGUCCUAAAACGAACGCUCCCGAUGCAGGCGGACGGGGAACCGUGGAUGCAAUCGCCCUGUGAUAUUAACAUUCAACACUACGGCCAAGCGACGAUGCUGAAGGACGUAAAGAAUUGAGCCUUUACGUACGCAAGCUGCCAUUCACGAUUACUUAAAAAAAGGCGGAUCGAAUCUAAGGUGUUGAUCGAACCACGCUCCACUCAACAGGAAUCUCCAAACACGUGUUGGUCUCUCGCAUCUUAUUAUUACUGUAGCGUAGUAGUGUAGCGUCGCGCCUCACGCAAACGGGUUAUUAUUCGCGAACCAAGGAAUUGACGGAGAAGCCAAAGUCCCUAUUUAUUGUUGAAUUUUCGCACGUGUCUGUGCGUCGUGUGUGCGUGUGUGUGUUUGUUGACAAUGUGUGUCAGUGGGUAAUCUUUGCUUGCGCUCAGUAUUGAAUCGAAGCAAUCCACGUUUUUCUUGUUGUUCCACCUUCUCACUAUAUAAACUUAUUAGGCUGUAUAA
Molecule: messenger RNA, 2625 nt
Organism: Anopheles merus
Lineage: Eukaryota; Metazoa; Arthropoda; Insecta; Diptera; Culicidae
Gene: Dgkepsilon
Product: diacylglycerol kinase epsilon
Exons: 5
Coding region: 586-2238 (550 amino acids)
Molecular function (GO): ATP-dependent diacylglycerol kinase activity
Source: RefSeq, a predicted model, not a curated record